CUCCGGCCCUCCGACAGGCGACAGACCGACCGGCCGCGGCCACCCGUGCCCAAAGCCUAGCCAAUAGACGCCCCUUAAUCCGAGAUCCGACGGCCCAGAUCUCUCCUCCCCCCUUCUCCCCGUCCGUUCCCCAUCUUCCCGCUCUCUCCCCAUGUCGCCGCCGGCGGCUGGCGCGGCCGCCACCUCCGGCGACGGGCCGCCGUCGUCUCCGCGCGAGCUCUACACCAUCCCGGCCUCAUCCGGUUGGUUCCGGUGGGACGGGAUCCACGAGACGGAGCGCCGCGCGCUGCCGGAGUUCUUCGGCGGGGCCGGCGGCGCCGGGUUCGGGACGGCCACGCGGAACCCGCGGAUCUACCGCGAGUACCGCGACUUCAUCAUCGCCAAGUACCGGGAGGACCCGGCGCGCCGGCUCACCUUCACCGAGGUCCGCAGGGCGCUCGUCGGGGACGUCACGCUCCUCCGGAAGGUCUUCGCCUUCCUCGACGCCUCCGGCCUCAUCAACUUCUCGGCCUCCUCCUCGUCCUCGGGGCCCGCGUCGCGGCAGCAGGAGGUGGGGGUCGUCGUGGAGUCGCCCGUGGGGCUGCAGGUGACGCCGCGCCCGCCGGCGUCCUACUUCGCCGAGGAGAAGCGGGGAGGGGCGGGCGGGGAGAAGGAGAACGGGUUCCGCUUGCCCCCGCUGACCUCCUACAGCGAUGUGUUUGGCGAAUGGGCGCCUGGGAAGGCCCCUAUAUGUGGGUUUUGCGGCGAGGAGUGCAAUGAUGAGAAGGUUGAGACGUUGAAGGCUGGUUUUAAAGUAUGUUCAAAGUGUUCCAAAAGCAAUAAUGAUAACAAGGAAGAAGCGAAUAAAUGUCCUGGUGACAAAAAGGAGAGCGUGGACAACCAUGCUUCUAGUCCAUGGACAGACGCAGAGACGUUACUCCUAUUAGAAGGAGUCCUAAAACAUGGAGAUGACUGGGAUCUUAUCGCCCAGCAUGUACGCACAAAGAAUAAAUCAGAAUGCAUAGCAAGGCUUAUUCAGUUGCCUUUUGGUGAACAUAUGCUGGGCACAAUAAAUGGUAAAUCUGUUAGCCGGCUCCACAUGAACCAGGCAACUGAUGGAAAAAUGAACCAGCACCUUAUGAAUGACUCUUCAAGCAAUUCAACUGAAAAGGUUGAUGGCAUGCGUAUUGAUGGAAAUGAAGAUAGUGCUGAUAAAUCAGUAGAAGAACAUCCUACAAAACGCAGACGGUUGUUUUCUUCAAUGGAUGCUACCACUUCAUUAAUGGAGCAGUUAGCACUCCUGACCACAUCAACGAGCCCAGAUGUUGUUGCUGCAGCUGCUGAUGCUGCAAUUAAAGCUUUGGGCGAUGAAAAUCCCCAAGCAAGGAAAGCCUUUCGCCUUAGUGAACGAGAAUUUAAGACUAAGGCAUUCGCUUCAAACCAUGUCCAACAGAUCGAUCGCAAAGUUGGCAAUAAGGAUGUGGAAAUGCAUGGCCAGACUGGUUCUGAUAAGCAGCAGGAAAAGAAGUUCGUUGCUAGUGCAUAUCAAGUGAGGGCAUCUGUUGCUACCGCUAUUGGUGUAGCUGCUGCCUGUGCUAAAAUGCUUGCGGACCAGGAGGAGCGAGAAAUGGAGCUCCUAAUGGCGUCGAUAAUUGAAACUCAGACGGGGCACGAGCUGCCGGAGCGGGAGAAGGAGUCCUACGCGCGGUCCCGCGCCUGCCGUCUCGCGCUCAUCGACCACGCCGUCGCGCGCAAGAAGCCGCCGCUCAACGCCUUCAAGCCCCACCCCGAGCACAAGUCGAAGCUGGUAUGCAACAUUACAGGGGAUACAGUUAACAAGUCGGAGGAGCACAUAUGGAAGCACAUCAACGGGAAGAGAUUUCUUAACAAGCUAGAAAAGCUAGAAGAACAGAUGUCUUCUGGUGAGAUGGCUAAUGGAGAAGCUGCUAAGUCAAAUGAAAUGGAAAAGAAGAGCAAGUCAAGCAAGAAGGACAAGAAAGGCAAGAAGAAAUCUAAUGGUGCCAGUCCUUCUGUGCCACGAGAACCUAAACCAGAGAUGGAUGAUUCGGAUGAUCCCGAUUUUUGGGUGCCUCCUGUCGGAAGUCGCUGGGAUGAUGAUGACGGGAAAGACAGAUGGAAGUCCUCACUGGGGAAGAAUGACUCAGCAAAGAACAAAGGUGGUUCUGAUGAUGAUGACGGUGGUGAUAAUGACGAUGGCAACGAUGAUGACAUAGCUGACAAGGAUGAUGCUGAAUCAAGGGAACUUGCUUCGAGGACAAAGCGAAUGUCACUAGAAGCAGUUGGGCCAAGUAGCUUCGCCUCAAGGAAGAAAAAACCCAAGAAGGAGCAGUAAGAGUUGAUUGGCGAUUUAUCUAUUGGGUUUCCUGGGUUGGGUAAUCAAUGACUGUUUUUGUGUGUGCUAGCAUUUUUCGUUCAACGCUUGUCGGUUGAGAUAAUAUGUACGUAAGCUGCAAGAGAUCUUUGGAAAGCAUCCCGAAAAGGUGCUUUUUUACUGGUAGCAACUGACUGAGGGCCGAUGAAUGGUUGCCUUCGCAUUGCUAUGUGAGUUGCGCUUCAAUCAUCUAAAGGUUGGAAUGUGAAGGUGCUAAAUUAUUGCAUCUUGUAU
Panicum virgatum (switchgrass) is the source of this 2605-nucleotide messenger RNA. RefSeq names its product SWI/SNF complex subunit SWI3A-like. Lineage: Eukaryota; Viridiplantae; Streptophyta; Magnoliopsida; Poales; Poaceae. Bases 152 to 2332 code for a protein of 726 amino acids. Gene Ontology annotation, molecular function: protein binding. The transcript is spliced from 11 exons. The record is from RefSeq and is a predicted model, not a curated record.